GACACUUUAAUCCCUUGACGUCGACGUAACACAAAUAUGCGGCCUCACAGAACUGGGCAUUUUUCCGUGGAGCCACAUAUUUGCGCCGUGUCACUGAGAACACCGGGUCCAGUUCUAACACAUUUACCACCAAAUGAAAGCCCAAUUUGUCCUGAAAAAAAAAAGGUAUAAUUCACCUGGAUGUACAAAGUAGUUGUGGUGAUAUGUACGGUUUUACUAACAAAUUUCAACUUGCAAAAUUGUGCUUAGGCAU
This is a messenger RNA of Staurois parvus, 253 nucleotides long. NCBI's taxonomy places the organism in Eukaryota, Metazoa, Chordata, Amphibia, Anura, Ranidae. The record is from the annotation of a GenBank genome assembly.